Messenger RNA from Diversispora eburnea, 2595 nucleotides. NCBI's taxonomy places the organism in Eukaryota, Fungi, Glomeromycota, Glomeromycetes, Diversisporales, Diversisporaceae. The record is from the annotation of a GenBank genome assembly.
AUGCACAAUAAAGGUGAUUUUACUGAAAUGGCUACUCCUCCUCUUGACAAAGCUGUAGCCGAUUAUGAUGCAUUAGUUGAUAAACAACGCGUUCAGCGUCUAAAAUUUUUAUUAGAAAAGUCGUCUUUGUAUGCACAAUUUCUAGCCAAUAAAAUGGAGAGACAGCAACAAGAACAACGUGAACGUGCACAGGCUGAAGAAAUUAAACGUACCCAUGCAAAGGAAAAAGAAGAAAAAAUCGCGACGGGGCUAACACGUAGAUCAACAAGAGUCAAUACAAAAUCGACUAAUACAGAACAAUCCGUUCGGCAAACUACAAAAAAGAGAGGUGGUGGAAGUGGAAGCGUGGCAAAAAAGAGAAAGGCCAAUGAUUCAGUUUAUAAUAUAUCGGACUAUAUAGAGCCAAUUGAUUUGUUUCAUCAGGAUGUGAAUAAAAAACGAAAAAAUUCUGAUUCCUCUUUAACUCCUGUAAAAAAUUCAAAAACAGAGGAAUCAAAUGAUUUCGUUGAAGAACUUUCCGAGAAUAAUAAUCCCGAUACUAAUAAUCCCGAUAAUAAUCCCGAUACUUCGAAUAAAAAUCUCAACGUUUCUACUCGUCAACCUAAAUUGGUAACAGGUGGUGUACUUCGAGAAUAUCAAUUAACGGGUGUUGAAUGGCUUGUAAGUUUGUACGACAAUGGACUGAAUGGCAUUUUAGCAGAUGAGAUGGGUCUAGGAAAGACAUUACAAACAAUUGCCUUCUUUGCUUAUCUAUGGGAACGUAAAAUUUAUGGUCCAUUCUUGAUUGUUGCGCCACUUUCUACUUUGGCCAAUUGGAUCAGCGAAAUUCACAGAUUUACUCCAACAUUGCCAUGCGUAUUGUAUCAUGGAACCCCUGAACAGCGGUCACACAUAAGAAGCCGAAGGUUAAAGAAGCUUGAUCACACCUUUCCGAUUAUUGUCACAAGUUAUGAAAUUGUGAUGAACGAUCGCAAAUAUCUUCAAAAAUUCGCUUGGAAAUACAUUGUAGUUGAUGAAGGUCAUCGAAUUAAAAAUUUAAAUUGCAAACUUAUUCGAGAAUUAAAAACUUAUCAGUCUGCAAAUCGUUUACUUUUAACGGGUACACCUCUGCAGAAUAAUCUUGCGGAAUUAUGGAGCUUAUUAAAUUUUCUGUUACCUGAUAUCUUUGAUGAUUUGGAUAGUUUUCAGGAUUGGUUCGACUUUUCUGCCCUACAUGAACAAGAUGGUGAAACCCGUAUUUUAGCAAAAGAACAGUCUAACGAAGUAAUAACUAAUUUGCAUAAAAUUUUGAAACCAUUCUUAUUACGCCGUUUGAAAAGCGAUGUUGAGUACGAUCUCCCAAAGAAGAAAGAAUAUUUGUUGUAUGCACCAUUGACACUACAGCAGAAAGAAAUAUAUGAUGCUAUUUUAUCCCGGAAAAUUCGACCGUUCCUUCUUGCCAAGAAGAUGAACCGGGACCAAGAUAUUGAAUCCGAAGAUUCAGAUUCUACUGUUGAGACAGAAACAGGUGGUCAAGAUAAUGGACGUAAAAUGAGAUUGCGACAACUCCCGAAACCUGAUUAUACAGAACUUUCGGAUGCUGAAUUUUUUGAAAGAUGGGAAAAUGAGAAAUUGGCACCGGAAGAACCCUUUAAAAAUCCUUCUAAAGUUGAACGAGAAGAGAAAGCCAGAAAAGCUGUUAAAUCCGUUAAUUGUAUGAAAUUACAAAAUGCUAUGAUGCAACUUCGUAAGGUCUGCAAUCAUCCAUAUUUAUUCGAUUGGCCCAUUGAUCCUUCUACUGAUAUGCCAAAAAUCUCGAAUGAAUUAAUUGCGGCAUCGGGAAAGAUGAUACUUAUGGAAAAAUUACUUGAAGCAUUAUUUGAGCGUGGUCAUAAAGUUCUCAUAUUUUCUCAGUUUACUACGAUGCUUGAUAUUAUUUAUGAUUGGGCUUCAAUUUUUAAAAAAUGGAAAAUAUGUCGACUUGACGGUAGCGUUAAUCAAGAAGAUAGAAGACAACAGAUUCAAGAUUUUAAUACAAAUCCUGAAAUAAAACUUUUUAUUUUGUCCACGCGAGCUGGUGGUUUGGGAAUUAAUUUAACAGCAGCUGAUACUGUUAUUAUUUAUGAUAGUGAUUGGAACCCUCAAAUGGAUCUACAAGCCCAAGAUCGAGUUCACCGUAUUGGACAAACUAAACCAGUGAUAAUUUAUCGAUUGGUUACCGGAAACACAAUUGAAGGUAAACUAAUAGACAAGGCCACUGCGAAAAGGAAGUUAGAAAAAUUAGUGAUACAUAAGGGCAAAUUUAAAUUGCCUACCUCCCGAGAUACACCCAUUGCAAGUCUUGCUGAAUUUGCCGAAAUACUUUCAUCUGAGGAUAAUGAAAAAGUGCAACUUGCACAACAUGGAGAUGAAAUAAUUCCCGAGGAAGACUUGGUACGAUUAAUGGAUAGAAGCGAAGAAGCAUUCGCCAAAGUUGGUACAGCACAUGAAGAAAAAGGUGCUAUUUUCAAGGUUAUUACUGAAGUCCGAGACCCAACGAAUGAUGCACUUGCACAAAUCAGUAAAGAUAAUGGAACAGAAAAAAUGGAAUUGGAUGAAGUCAAAAAAAAUGAAUGA